AUCGAGAAGUGCGUGUCGUGCCUCUCCACCUGCAUCUUCCCCGACAAGACGACCUACCCCAUCGACGAGACCAUGAUCCACAACGGACCCCCUCACCCCUCCAACGAGGGCUACGCCUACGCCAAGCGCAUGAUCGACGUUCAGAACAGGGCCUACCACGAAGAGUACGGCUGCAACUUCACGUCGGUCGUUCCCACCAACAUCUUCGGCAAGUGGGACAACUUCAACCUCGAGGAUUCGCACGUGAUGCCUGGCCUCAUGCACAAGCUCUACUUGGCCAACAAGAACAACACCGACUUUGUGGUGUGGGGCACGGGCAAGCCGCUUAGGCAAUUUAUCUUCGCUCUCGAUCUGGCCCGCCUCAUGAUCUGGGCCGUGCGCGACUACAACGAGGUGGACCCGAUCAUCCUCUCCGUGGACGAAAACGACGAGAUCUCUAUCAAGGAGGUGGCCGACAUGAUCGCCGAGGCCAUGGGCUACCCGCUGGACAGGAUCAAGGCGUGUUAA
This is a messenger RNA of Acanthamoeba castellanii str. Neff, 507 nucleotides long. RefSeq names its product Nad dependent epimerase/dehydratase. NCBI's taxonomy places the organism in Eukaryota, Discosea, Longamoebia, Acanthamoebidae. The transcript has 6 exons. Gene Ontology annotation, molecular function: GDP-L-fucose synthase activity. The annotation marks the transcript as partial. The record is from RefSeq and is a predicted model, not a curated record.